Molecule: messenger RNA, 2246 nt
Organism: Orbicella faveolata
Lineage: Eukaryota; Metazoa; Cnidaria; Anthozoa; Scleractinia; Merulinidae
Biological process (GO): regulation of transcription by RNA polymerase II
Cellular component (GO): nucleus
Molecular function (GO): RNA polymerase II cis-regulatory region sequence-specific DNA binding; DNA-binding transcription activator activity, RNA polymerase II-specific
Source: RefSeq, a predicted model, not a curated record
CUUCAGCGUUCUCUCUAAUCUCUGUGGCGACUGCUCAGCGUCCGUAAAAUAGCGCUGUUUUCGUAGGCUCGAUUUACACCGCUCUCUGGCUUGAUUUCUUCCAAACGAUACCUCAAGUCAACUUCAAGCUCCAGGUGAACAGGUGGUAACAAAUGAACUGCAUAGUCAAGUUCCUAUAGUAUGUAAAGUAAUUUGUUACACAACGGGACCAAGGUACACGAUGAAACCAAACGAGAAGAAUUUCCACUGUAUCCAAUGUGACGUAUCCUUUACAGAUUCUCAAAGUCUAGACCAGCACUGUGAAACACACAGUGUUGUGGAGAAACGCAUUUGUAAUCAGUGUGGCACCUCAUUCGAAAGUGCAUCUAGUCUGGGAACACAAAACGUCACCAACAGUUCCUUAAAAUGUGCCGAGUGCAAUGAGGCUUCUACGGUGAACACCGAUGUUGUUCCCGCGCAAGAGAGGAGUCACAAUGAUCUUCAAAGGACUCAUAGUGGCAAAAAACCUAAGAAAUGUUCCGAGUGUGGCAAGGAAUUUGCAUGUCACGCGAAGCUUCUGAGGCAUAUGAAGACACAUAACAGAGAGAAAUCCUACAAGUGCUCGCUUUGUGAUGGAGAAUUCGCUCACAAUGCAGCUUUUCUGAAACACCAAUGGACACACCAUGGUGUUAAGCCUUACUGGUGCACUAUUUGCAAUAAAAGGUACUCUGCAAGUUCAUCUCUUGCAGUGCACAAAAGAUGGCAUAGUGGUGUGAAACCUUUUGAGUGUACUCAAUGUGACAAGACAUUCAGGAAUUCCUCAGCCCUCAAGUGCCAUACGGUGACACAUUCUGAUGCCAAGCCUUAUAAAUGUACUGAGUGUGACAAACAAUUCCCACGUCAAAGGUCCCUUUCACGUCAUAAGGUGGUACAUAGUAAAGCAAAACCGUACAAAUGUGCUCAAUGCGACAAGGCAUUUUCAGACUCCACAACGCUUUUGCGUCAUAAAAGAACUCACACUGGCGAAAAGCCCUAUAAAUGUACACAGUGUGACAAGGAAUUCACAGAUUUCUCAUCCUUUUCGCGUCAUAAGAAGACUCACAUCACGGAGAAGCCGUUUAAAUGUAACGAAUGUGACAAGGCAUUCAGGGAUGCCCCAGCUCUUGAGCGUCAUAAGAAGGUUCACAUCAAGGAGAAGACGUAUAACUUUGAUAGACCCUACAAAUGUACUCUUUGUAAUGGACAAUUUUCUCACAGGUCAUCUCUUCUGCAACACGAAAAGCUCCACACCGGAGACAAGCCUUACAAAUGCAGUGUGUGUGGUAAAGGCCAUAGGACUAAAUCAAGGCAAAUUCAACACGAGGUGGUCCACGGCACUGAGAGACCUCACAAAUGUCGGAUUUGUGAGGAAACCUUUCGAUUUCCCGCCAAUGUCUAUCAGCACGAGAGAAGCAAACAUAGCACUGAAUUCCAAUUUGCCUGUCCUCUUUGCGGUCAGCGUUUUCUUCGAAGUGGGGAGCUUGAAAAACACACCAAACAGCUUCACCAAACAGAGAAGCCUCGUCAGUCAGAGAAGCCACGUCGUAAAUCUACUCACCGCAAUCAGUCUGAACAAGAAGGGCCAUUCAAUUGCAGUGAAUGCGAACUAAGUUUUAGGUUGAGACGGAAUCUCGUUAGGCACAUGGUGGCACACAACGAUGAAAGACCCUUUAAAUGCAGCCACUGCGAAAGGCGUUUCAAAAUGAAACAAAAUCUCAACCAACACAUGUCUUCACACUCGAUUGUUAGACAGCCGUUGGAGUGCAGUGUGUGCGAAAAGGCUUUCCCAAAUGGAUAUAAGUUAAACAGACACAUGUUAUCACACACCAAUGAGCGAUCCUUUAAAUGCACUCAGUGUGGAAAAGGUUUCAAGUUGAAAGCCCAUCUUAAGUCGCAUAUGUUUUCACACACGGAAGGGAAACCGUACAAAUGUACGCAGUGCGACCGGGCUUUUAGAUCGGCAGAUUACCUGAAGUUACACGAGUUGUCGCAUAUCGAUGAGCUGCCCUUCAAGUGCAGCCACUGCGAAGGUGCUUUCAAGUCAAGACACCAUCUCAAGAGACACAUGUCGGAACACACUAGGGAGGAAACCGUUCAUGUGUACGUAGUGCAGUAAGUGUUGCAGGAGCCAUGCCACGGUUCACCCAUCUUGAUAACUUUAGCCUAAAUGAUUCAAGUUCGUCGUUUGUAAUCCGUGUCAAUCUUCUCCAUCCUUAACCAUCCUUGUU